Carassius gibelio (silver crucian carp) is the source of this 1493-nucleotide messenger RNA. It is a transcript of the gene rtf2, whose product is annotated as replication termination factor 2. Gene Ontology annotation, cellular component: nucleus. The record is from RefSeq and is a predicted model, not a curated record. The transcript has 9 exons. Bases 100 to 1017 code for a protein of 305 amino acids. Gene Ontology annotation, biological process: mitotic DNA replication termination; site-specific DNA replication termination at RTS1 barrier. NCBI's taxonomy places the organism in Eukaryota, Metazoa, Chordata, Actinopteri, Cypriniformes, Cyprinidae.
AGCUGACGCUCUUCAGUGACGUUCUUUGCUGUUUACAGUUCUGCCGUUUAGCUUCAGCUCAAGUUCUCUCAGGUUUUCCCAAGUUCUCGUAUUUCCACCAUGGGAUGCGACGGUGGAACCAUUCCUAAAAGACACGAACUGGUUAAAGGACCGAAAAAGGUUGAAAAGGUUGAUAAAAACGCAGAACUUGCUGCCAAAUGGAGAUAUUGUGCAUUGAGUCAAGAGAAGCUGAAGAGGCCCAUAGUCGCCUGUGAGCUGGGCAGACUGUAUAAUAAAGAUGCGAUCAUUGAGUACUUGUUGGAUAAAUCAGCGGAGAGGCCGAACACCGAGGUUGUUGCACACAUCCGUAGCCUCAAGGACGUGAAGGAGCUGAAUCUGACAGAUAACCCAGCGUGGGAGGGUGAGAGACACAACAUUAAAGGGGACCGUUAUGAAGACAUGCACUGUGCUAUGUUCAUCUGCCCUGUGGUUGGUCUGGAGAUGAACGGAAAACACAAGUUUUUAUACCUGCAGACCUGUGGGUGUGUUUUCUCCGAACGAGCGCUCAAAGAGGUGAAGACUGAAAUCUGCCACAAGUGUGGAGAUCCUUUCCAAGAAGACAACCUUGUGAUGCUGAAUGGGUCUAAAGAUGAGGUGGAGAAGCUACAGAAGGCCAUGGAGGAGCACCGAUUAAAGGCUAAAACUGCAAAAAAAUCUAAGAAGAGCAGAGAUACUAAAGUCUCCAAGUCGCUGGAAUCAACAGGAAGCUGUGACACCUCAGAGACUCAAUCUACAUCACUGAACGGAGAAGGCAGCAGUGGAAGCUGCGGUGAUUCAGCUCCGGGACCGUCCACAUCCGGCGAGUGCUCUAAGAUGUUAAAGGCCCCCGCGGGACCCAUCGCUGGCAGUAAGAGAUCCAUCCAGGAAAUGAAGGACAAAUCCGAGACCUACAAGUCACUCUUCACCUCCCACAGCUCAGCCAAACGUACCAAAGACCAGACGUCCAACUGGGUCACACACACACCUUACCACUUCUGAGUGUGCUCUUCUUAGUGAAGCUCGCUCUCUAGUGGCCAGUUUUUGUAGGAGCAACAUUUUGACUGAUGGAUUGAUGCAUUGUUUUAAGCAGAUUUCUUUUUUCACCAUUGCAUUUUAUUUUCCUUAAUAUUAUCUUAAUUUAGUUGCAUGCUUAAGUGUUUAUUUCUAGUAAACCCAUGUUGGCUUGAGUGUCAAAUGUCUUUUCUAUUAACAUUUUUUGACUGGAUUGUGCUUUGAUGCAGCAUCUUGUUUUAAACUACUUUAAUUCAGGAUUAAACAUGAAAUGUAUUCCAGUAAAAAUCUUAAAGACAGAUAACUAUGUUUUCCUCCUCAAGAGCAUAAACACAUGCUGAGCGUUUCUUCUUACGGUAUCACACAAAUAACCUACUAGUUACAGUUAUGUAUUGUACUUUUAAACUUUAUUUUUAUUUUAUUUUUAUUUUUUUGUGAACAAUAAAGGUCAGAUCUGGGAUUAA